CAUUCUGUCAUUCCAAGUAUUUGCGGCUGCGUCGGAUCCACUGAUCGCGACGUGCUCUCUCAUGACGAGAAGAUGUUGCGGCGCAUCUACUGUGUUGCAAAUAUUGGCUGUGCUUAAACAUGUUUCUGAUGAGCAGCUAAAAGCAUAUGAGAUCUUAUAAAACAUGCGUGUUUGCCUAGAGUCCACUAGUAAUUAUUGUGUCUCUAGUAUUCCAAGUGUGUCAGACAGAUCUAACGCAAUGAAACAUCUGAAGCCUCUAAAAACCUAGAAACUACCUAGAAGAGAGACUUAGGGCUUUGCUUGUAAUCAUCUCACUACCUUGCAACUGAUUCUCUGGUAUAUUCGCCUCCCCUCUCGUUCUGUCACUUUAUAUAUACUUUCUUUAAGAGUCAAAGGAACACUUCAAACACGUCAUUUAAAUUGUUUACAUGAUAUUUUGUGUAUACCGCGCGCAUUAAGAUGCAGUGAGAGACCACACAUAACUGACUAUCAUAUGCACAAUGUAUCUUUUACUCUAACUCAUAACAGUGUCUUUGUUUGCGUUAUUAUACUAGGACUACUCUGUGUAGUAGGUAGAACAACCCCACAGGACGGUUGUUUCUGCAUUAUGUAUAUACAAUGUACAAAUCAUAUACGUUUUUAUAUAUGAUGAGGACCAACGCAAAUGAUCCGUACUCAUCUACAUCACGAACACCACAUCUCACCAGCGACUGACUUCCGAGCAUCUCGAUUUACUUGAAUAUGGGCCUCUUCAGGAAGACCGCCCCUAAGCCUCAAGUCGUCUACGACUUCGAGGAAUUCACUUAUAUCGACAACGUCGAAGCAAAGAAGGAGUGGCGCAAGACCACCCCCUGGAAGUCCGUGAUGAAACUCAUCAAGGAUUACGCUGAUAUCUUCAUCGACUUGGAUGGCGUAGAUGAAGAUGCAAACGACGAUGUAGAUGAGAAGGGGGAUACGCUCUCAAGCCAAGAUGUUUGCUCAGAGCCUGAAAGGGCAAGCAGCCUUCGCAGUCUCCAGCAAUCUUACCAAGAGGCACUCCGCGAUACUGCCAUGGAUGAGUUCCAAGGCAGUCAAAACGUGAAGUAUGUGAUCCUCUUUGAUGCUGAUGGCAAUGCUGAUGAUGAUUUCGUCCCCGUCGACCUUGACGAGAAGUAUCGCAAGGUCGACCAACCUAGAUCUCUCGAACUUGGUGAGUUCGAUGAAGGGAGUGAUCCCACAAUUUCCUCCCUGAAGCAGAUCGCUGGCCGACUGCACAAGCGUGUUCCUAGCCAGGUGGAGCAAAAGGGCAAGGAGUGUGACAAGCAGGCUGGCAAUGGGCGGAGGAAGUUCAAGAGUGACAGCUUCGACUUGGAGAUCCGGAUGACUGCCGUGGAUAUUGAAUUUCCCGAACAGUUCAUUACUCAACGUGGCUCUUCUGAUUCCCAGGAUGGUGGCCGUGAAGAUGAAGCAGGAACUUCUUCGCCGACUGUUGAGUUCGGUAUCACUGAGCUCAUGGAGCUCUGCGACCGUACUGGCUUUGACGAUGGCAAACGUGAUUCGUCAUUCUCAACGGAUGUUGAGAUACAAAAAGUUGCGAACGCAGCCCGUGAGAUACAAGUCUAUAUAGCCAACGCAGCAGAACGUCCACCUCUGGGUCCGCGAUCCAGCUCAGACGGUGACAUGAUUUGCACGGCUCAGAUAGAGCAGAAGUUUGUCCGCAAACGUCCUAAGCCAGCUGCUAAAUCGGGGUCGUCGAGAUUCGUCGAAGCCUUCGACGCUCCCGCAAAGGACCUCACAACUGUCCUCCGGUACAAAGACACCAAGCAGCUGCUAGAAGCUGUAAAAGAGUCUAAGCGCCGGAAAUCUUGGGAUGGCGCGUCCAGCAAGCCCGACUCCAUCCGACGUUAUGUCCGAAGCAAAGGGUAUGACAAGCUCGCGCCGAUUGAGGAGGAAGAUGUACAGUCACCUCCUUUGUCAGCACCCGCGGCGAUCUCAACCUUCAGUCAAGCAUCGCUUGCGUCGCCUGCUUCGUUGGACGGCUCGAUCGACUUCGAAGGUUGCCAGUGGGGCAAUGUCAUCCGGUUGGAGAGACGUCGUUCGGAUUUUCUGGAUGACGAGGUGGACUCUGUCGUCGAGUUGAAGACGCGUCGUCCUGACUUCCUCGACAGUGAAGACGACUAUGGCGAUGUCGUCGUUCCUAAGAGGUCGGUUUCUGCGCCGGGUCGAUUGGGUAAGCUGCGUCGCGUGUUCAGUUGGGGCAACCUGAAAAGGAAGCUGAGCAAGUAAAGCUACUGUCUCGACGAGCGGCGUGAGCAAAUGUUGGAGAGGAAGCACCGCAGUGCAUGUACGCUGGACGUGAUAGGCCUAUGUUCAGCUUAGUUUUAUAGGGAGGCGCUUUGAAUUUUGCGGAAUGAAUAUGGUGUUUAUUGAAGAAGUUUCUUGUACUUGUGUUGUGUUAGUGUGAACUGGUUGGCUUUGUCCGAUAACCAUAUUUUCGAGGAAUGGAAUAUAUGGUCCUUCAAUGAAGAGAUAGCAUUUGCCAAACCUCACGAUGAUACAACCAGGUAAGGUGAGUGGCAACGAGUUAUCGCGGCAAGCGCACCCCCAGUGGCCUGACGGAUAAGUCGACAGAUUCUGGACAAGAACAAUCAGCAGAUAACAUAAAUUCUCGUAUCCUGCUUUACUUCCUGAAAGAACAAAAAGACAAAAAUAAAAGUAUCGUAUCUCGGUUAAUUCCCCGUAUAGUCCAACGCAACAAUUAUUUCCAAUAGUACAACGCAUCGAGUGGCGGGUCACGUUGCCCGCCUCGCACGAUUGAUAACAUCUCGCCUUACAACAAUGCGUAAACAUAAGGCGUGACAUCGGCAAGGAAAGCUUGUUCCGUCCC
Periconia digitata is the source of this 2866-nucleotide messenger RNA. The record is from the annotation of a GenBank genome assembly. Lineage: Eukaryota; Fungi; Ascomycota; Dothideomycetes; Pleosporales; Periconiaceae.